Rhinocladiella mackenziei CBS 650.93 is the source of this 1479-nucleotide messenger RNA. RefSeq lists its product as uncharacterized. NCBI's taxonomy places the organism in Eukaryota, Fungi, Ascomycota, Eurotiomycetes, Chaetothyriales, Herpotrichiellaceae. Gene Ontology annotation, biological process: subtelomeric heterochromatin formation. Gene Ontology annotation, molecular function: histone H4 acetyltransferase activity; histone binding. Bases 1 to 1479 code for a protein of 492 amino acids. The record is from RefSeq and is a predicted model, not a curated record. The transcript is spliced from 2 exons. Gene Ontology annotation, cellular component: nucleus.
AUGGCGGUUCCAUCUGAAGAAUUCUCCGUGAAUGCGAAUGAAGCGGUCCAUGUCGCAAUCGUUCAGCCUGGCCCAAACAACAAACUCACGACCAGACAUGACUUCCAUCCCCAAUUUACAUAUCCUAUCGUCGGUGAAGCAGAACAGAUCUUCGGCUACAAAGGUCUAGACAUCGAGAUCCAGUUCGCGGCGCAUGAUUUGCGCCCUCAUGUCAAAGUCUCGUAUGAUAAAAAAUUCAGCACUGUUGGCACCACAAGCGCUCUCGAUCUCAACAAAACCUUCGGCAAUUUCUUGCCUCCGAUUGCAUUUCAAUCAGGUUUCGAGUCGGAAGUGCAGGUUGAUGCGACUGCAGCAAACUGGACUCCUCCUGGAGUUUGCAUGAAGAAGUAUACAAAAGAUGGACAGAACUAUGAGGUGUGGGCUGGUUCCCUGCUUGAUAUGCCAAUGCGCACUCUGGUCGACAACAUUCAGAUCCUCAUUGUCUUCUUCAUCGAAGGUGGCCAGUUCAUUAACUUGGAGGAUGUCGACUGGACGUUGGAUAGAUGGAGGGUGUAUUUAUUGUACCAGAAAGACCCUCUCGCGCCUACUCCCACUGCAUCUCGAUACUCAUUCGUCGGCUAUGCGACAACGUACCGCUUCUACAAAUUUCAGAAACCAAGAUCGCAGCGAGACCACAUCCCAGCCUUUUCGUUUCCGCCCUCGGAGUCAAUUACUCCUACCAAAUUGUCAUCCCGACUCAGAAUAUCACAGUUUGUGAUUACACCUCCUUUCCAUCGGUCCGGUCACGGCUCGGCUCUGUAUCAAGCCAUAUACGAUGAGGUCAUGGCUGAUCCGACGAUUUUGGAAAUGACAGUGGAAGAUCCCAGCGAGGAAUUCGACAAAUUACGAGACAUGAAUGACUUUGAUGUGCUUGAACCACAAUUGAAAGCAGCUGAUGUCAAGAUUAACUCCUCGCCCUUUGUGUCUGUGGAACGGGGUCGCCUGAAAUCGGUGCCGACUGCCACUCUACUCCCUCUUGAAAAGUUGGAGGCCAUCCGAUCCACCAACAAGAUCGCCAGUCGGCAAUUUGCGCGUAUGGUUGAGAUGUAUCUUCUUGCUCAGAUACCUCUUGCACAUCGCGCUGCCGGUGGCGCGUCCCUGACCAGUCUCAAGAUUCGGGGGGCCAGAGCUCCAAACGCCGACGAUCGGAAUUAUUACUGGUGGCGUCUCUUGUUGAAGCAGCGUAUCAUCAAGAAGAACAAAGACUUACUUCAGCAAAUCCCACUCGAAGACCGCAUCCCGCAAAUUGAAGACAGUGCCCGUGCACAAGAAGACGAGUACGAAGGUCUCCUUCUCGCCUAUGCACUGAGGAGAGAAAAGGAAGCCAACCGACGUGGAAAUGGAGAAGCAUCCCUUGCAGCUCGCAAGAGGAAGGUUAUUGAGUCGGACGAGGAGGAAUCGGAUGGUGCCAGUACUGCAUCAAAGAAGCCAAAAGUUUGA